Molecule: messenger RNA, 461 nt
Organism: Strongylus vulgaris
Lineage: Eukaryota; Metazoa; Nematoda; Chromadorea; Rhabditida; Strongylidae
Source: the annotation of a GenBank genome assembly
AUGGAUUCUUCACCUGAUGAACCCGAGGUUUCCACAAAGAGCACAAUGAAUCCAGCUGCACUAUCUAUUGAGACAAAAUCAAGCGCUUCUGGCGACAUCGUUGCUGGCACACAGGAACUCGUUGCUGAAUCUGACGACGAAGGCCAUUUGAGGUCUGAGUUGUAUGAAAUUGACGAAAUCACCCGGCUAGCACCGCCUAGUCCUUCAAGUGAGGAAGAAAUGGAAGAGGAACAAGAUAGUUCGGCUGAAGACGAUAGUUCUUCUGAUGAAGAUGACACAAUCACUAGAAGCAGUGUGGCGAAAAUGAAUUUGUUUGGUCCUGCACGUAAAUUUGCCGAAUAUAUACUUGCCCGUCGCUCUGAACGAGUAAUGAUAAAGAGGGAUCCAAAUGUGGCAACGAAAACUUAUGAAGUAAAACGCACAGUGAGGUUUGUUCAUCUACUCACAUUUAUUCGUUAGUU